This is a messenger RNA of Acyrthosiphon pisum (pea aphid), 2527 nucleotides long. It is a transcript of the gene TBC1D5, whose product is annotated as TBC1 domain family member 5. Gene Ontology annotation, biological process: activation of GTPase activity. The record is from RefSeq and is a predicted model, not a curated record. Gene Ontology annotation, molecular function: GTPase activator activity. NCBI's taxonomy places the organism in Eukaryota, Metazoa, Arthropoda, Insecta, Hemiptera, Aphididae. The transcript is spliced from 14 exons. Bases 224 to 1924 code for a protein of 566 amino acids.
UAAAAUGGUGAUAAAAAUAUUACUAAUUGUUUAAUUUAAUAAUAUUGAAUAGUUCAUUAGUUCAAUCGCUUAAUGCUUUAAGUGGAUAUACCUAACUAUUCAUAAUAUUAAAAAUAUAGUUUAAUCAUUGAAGCACUCGUGUGUUUCAUUUCAUUAUUGAAUUGACGUGCUUAAUUGAAUUUGAAUGUGUAGUGAUCAAACAAUAUUUGUCGUUCACUCCUAAAUGUUUUACUCUGACGUAGAUGAGAACAACUUUGUUGAUGAUAAUAGUCAAAAUGUUUCCGUCAAACUAUACGAAACUGAGUGGAGAUAUUUAUUCAAUAUCACCAACAUUGAUGAACUACGAGUUACUGCUAUCAAAGCCAAAUUAAGGACAUCUAGAUUUAGAAGUGUGUGUUGGCGUCUUUUACUGGAAAUACUGCCACCAGAUUCAUCUGAAUGGUUGAUGGCUAUUGAAAAAUAUCGGUCAUUGUACGAAACAAUUAAAUUGACACAUUACAAUGAUCCACACACACAGGAUUCUGGACCGGACGACCCACUGUCGCAAGACGAAGAUAGUAUUUGGAAACAAUAUUUUAAAGACAUUGAAUUAAAGAAAAUUAUUGAACAAGAUGUGAUACGAACUUCCCCUGAAGUUGAAUAUUUUGGAACGAAAAAAAUUCGAAACAUAAUGAUUGAUAUAUUGUUUUGUUAUUCAAGGGAACAUCCUGACUUGAGCUAUAGACAAGGUAUGCAUGAAAUCCUCGCGCCAUUAUUGUUUGUUCUCCAUUGUGACCAUCAGGCAUUACUUCAUGUUUUGGAACAGUCAUCUUCUGAUGUUAGUGACUUAAUCCAAAAAAUUCUUGAUCCUGCAUUUUUGGAAGCAGAUGCAUAUUCCCUAUUUAAUAUUAUAAUGGAGAUAAUGAAGGAUUAUUAUAAUAUUAACGAUUUUAUCGUAUCAGCUCAAAAACCAACUGAACAUGUAAAGACUACUAGUUCUACAUGUGAAAGUGAAGUUGUUCGAAAACUUUCCAAAAUACGUGAUACAAUGUUGACAAAACAUGACCCAGAACUAUAUGGACAUUUAUUGGAUCUGGAUAUUUCAUUUACUACUUUUGGACUCCGUUGGUUGAGAUUACUGUUUGGUGGAGAAUUUUUAUUAAUAGAUUUAUUAGUGUUAUGGGAUGCUAUUUUUGCGACAUCACCUCAAGACUUUGCAUUGGUUAAUCAUAUUUUUGUGGCUAUGUUGGUCCUAAUAAGAAUUCAAUUACUGAAAAGUGACAAUACAGACUGUUUGCAUUAUUUAAUGAGGUAUCCUCAUGUCGAUGUGAUGACUGUUAUUGAAUAUGCCUUGCAUAUGUUUGAUCCCAAGAUGUAUAUAUUGCCAUCUGUUAUAAAUUCUCUUAAACACGAUAAGAGCGACAACAUAAAAUCUAAUAUUACAGAACACCACGUUGAACGGCCAUCUAAACUUAUUAGUUAUGCACCAAGACCAACCAGAAAUGCAGCAGAUGACCUACUUGAGUUGUGUAGAAUUAAGUUGACGCAGUAUCAUUCCAUUUUAGAUCCAGCUAUCCCUAUUCAUAAUAAAGAGGCAAGACAAGCUCUAACUGGAAUGCUAGAAUUAUGUGGAAUGCUUAGUACGCGUCAAGGUAUCAUAGAAAUGGGUAAAGAUGUUGUGCGGAGUACAACAACUCCAAUUGAAACACUCCUUACACCUGAAACACCAGAAGGAGGACCAUUGUUACCUCCUCCUGCUUCUGCUAUCACUAUGAAAGUAUUUCGUAAGACAGAAAAUUCAACUGACUCACAAAUACAAGGAGCACCAAUAAAAAAUCCAUUAAAACAGAUGAAACGUUUUCAACGAGACAACGACAAAAUGGUCAGGAUGUCGUCUCCGAAGAUUCCCAGAAUUGACGGAGUUCACAGUAGGAGACCUAAAUAGGACGACCUAAAAAUCAACAGUGCAGUACAAAUAAGAACGCCCGAUCAGUAUGCCUGCACUGAGGGAAAUGUUAAAGUCGAAGUACAACGCAUCGACAUAAACGAGCAGAAUUUGGCUGCUGACGUCGUCAGUAUAAAAUAGAAUCAAUUCCAGUGGCGAGAUAGAGGGAUUCGUAAAGCGGGAACAUUUGCGUGAGCGAUCACGACGACAGAAAUCUGAGAGGACGACAAAAAUAUUUCGGACUGUCAAAUUAAUUGGAAAAUUGGAAAUCGUCCAGAAUACUACAGGAAAACCCGCCAAAGUUGAACAGACUGUGCACAGACUUCCACUGGCCCUUCCUGUACACGAAGAUUGCCGGACAGACCAAAAGGGUGACUUUCGUAAGACCAAACGACUUGGUCGAACGAAAAAUGGCUAAAGAGAAAACUUGUCAUCAAGUUUAUCCAUUUGCUCGUAUCCUUUUUUGAUCGGACUGGCGCUGAAACUCACCAAAUGGCUAAUGUACAUAGUUGACAUAUUCAAAUUCGUGUCCAUGAACUUUUCCUACUUCCGGAAGUCGACCGAACGCUUGCGGCGCUAUAUCCGCUAAAACCUGAACGAGAA